Cyprinodon variegatus (sheepshead minnow) is the source of this 1788-nucleotide messenger RNA. It is a transcript of the gene mospd1, whose product is annotated as motile sperm domain containing 1. Gene Ontology annotation, cellular component: cytoplasm. The transcript has 6 exons. NCBI's taxonomy places the organism in Eukaryota, Metazoa, Chordata, Actinopteri, Cyprinodontiformes, Cyprinodontidae. Bases 273 to 929 code for a protein of 218 amino acids. The record is from RefSeq and is a predicted model, not a curated record.
CUCCUCCGUCCCAGCAUGCACCGCGCCGUCUGCAGCAUAAAGGAAAAAGGGCUGAAGAGAAACAACAGGGUGGGAUUACAGCAGACUGCUGUUUCUUCGGGUAUUCCUCAUCAAAUCUAAUGCGACAAGGAACAUGUCAUGCCCUCUGAGGAGCUGAGAGCGGUGCCUUUUUGCAUGCGUCGGGGGUUUGCAGAGUUUGAAAGUUCCUAGAGAAGCCUGGGGGGCCCGGUCAGAGAGCGGACAGGGACGGGGGCAGAGCUGAGCUGGAGCCAAUGCAGCAGCAGCAUCGACAGCCAGAGCUAGCGGAAGGAAACCUUCCAGUGUUUGUGUUCCCGACGGAGCUCGUCUUCUAUGCAGAUGAGCAGUCGUCUCAUAAGCAGGUGCUCACCCUCUACAAUCCCUAUGAGUUCGCCCUCAAAUUCAAAGUGCUGUGCACAGCGCCAAACAAAUAUACUGUGGUUGAUUCUACGGGAGCCGUCAAGCCACAGUGUUGCGUUGACAUAGUGAUCCGACACAGAGAUGUGAGGCCGUGCCACUAUGGCGUUUACGACAAGUUCCGGCUGCAGGUGUCAGAGCAAAGUCAGCGGAAAGCUCUGGGACGCAAAGAGGUGACGGCUACGCUCCGUCCCUCAGCCUCGCAGGAGCCACACAGCCCCAGGGCCCAAGAUGAGGAGAGGCGGAUUAAAGAGCAGUUUGCAGACAGCGAGUUUUAUGAACAGACUGCAUUUCAGACAGAGAGUCGUCCUGUUGCCGGAGGACCCAGUCUGCUCACCGUGCUGCUGGGACUUGUAUGCAUGAUCGCCCUCAUGCUCCCAACCAUGGGGGAGCAGGAAUCCACUGUGCCUGUCUACCUCCACUUAAGUGUUAACAAGAAACUGGUAGCUGCUUAUGUUCUUGGUCUUCUAACUAUGGUCAUCCUACGUACAUGAAGUCGUUUUUGUGCUGAAAGGACGAGGAUGAACAGUUUAAACCAGAGGAACGACUGCGCUUCCAACGUGUCGAGCUGACGUUGGCGUGGACGGAGCUGACAAACACAUUUGAUCACAUUGAAUUCAAAUACGCAUUGUGUUUUCUAAGCUGUUACAAAAAAAAAAAAGGAAGAUCUUCAGACUUUCGCCACAGGCCUGAAUGAGCCGGAGCGUAGCCAUCUCUGAACACCCCGUGUGAAGAAAAACGGUCCAGCGUCCCAUGGACCUACGCGCAUAUUUUUUUUGUCAUGUUAUGCCAUUGUGUAACGCAGUAGGGUUAACGUGAGUGUGAAGAAAUCGACAUGCAAACGUGUAUAUAAAGCCAUUAAAACAUUGUCAUGAACAUUGCCCUGUAACUGUCUUUUAAUGUUUUAAAAGUUUCCUAAUGUAAGACUGAAGAUGCUGCAUUUUGGUGCACUUGUUGACUACUUGCUGUCCAGAUACUUUUUAUGCAUCACCAAAGAGCUUCAAGAUAUAUCAGAGCUCAAUAAAGUGUUAUUACAGAUGUACUGUGGUGCUAGUAGUUACAGAAUACUACAGAGAGAACAAACCAUGAGGAUUCCUCUGGUUAUGUGUGUAUGUCUGUAUGUUUUACUUGUUUAUAUUAAUUUAAAUGUCCACAAUUUUACACUUAAAGUCGUAGAGAAGUCAUAUUUAAAUGUCAAAUCAGUCCGGCCUAAACAUGUAAAUAAUUGCACUCUUUAUCAAGGACCUUAACCAAGUUAACUUAACCAAUGACCCCCCUGAAAGUGAAUGGAAUGGUUUGUCCCCAUCUUGACGCAACUGUCAGUGAUGGUGUGCAACGGUCGGCAUGAAUGAC